Mastomys coucha (southern multimammate mouse) is the source of this 8169-nucleotide messenger RNA. RefSeq names its product protocadherin beta-13-like. Bases 1767 to 6548 code for a protein of 1593 amino acids. Gene Ontology annotation, biological process: homophilic cell-cell adhesion. Gene Ontology annotation, molecular function: calcium ion binding. Lineage: Eukaryota; Metazoa; Chordata; Mammalia; Rodentia; Muridae. Gene Ontology annotation, cellular component: plasma membrane. The record is from RefSeq and is a predicted model, not a curated record. The transcript has 2 exons.
CUCCACAUUGAAAACCUUCUGAACUCCAUUUAAAAAAAGGAAAAGGAAAAGAAAGCAACCAUGCCUUUGAAAGGAGAAUUAGUAUCUUGAAAGACACACUAAUAUGUGGAAUUGAAUUGUAAGAUGACUGGAAUCAUGAGAAGAUAUGAAUAAGUGUUAUUGAUAAAGAAAAUGAAAAACCAAGGCAAGCAUUAAUGUCAAGAAAAUAAGUGUAGGAGCAUAAUUAUUACACAACAAUUUCCUAACACAUUGCAAGUGAAAAGAGCCAUAAAAGCCUUCAAAUGUAACCCAGCUUACAAAGGACUCAGUUGAUGUCUGAGACUAAGAUACAUUUUAAAAAUCAGUAGAAGAGGUGUGACUAAAAACCAGAGAAGGUGAGAAAAAGGCAGGCUCAUUGUAUUUUAUACCUUUUUGUGUUCCUGAGGGCAGGGUUCCUUAAGAUUAAGGUUACAUUUUAUUUGGUGGGGGACAUGGAUUUUAAAACUGUCAAUAACCUAGAGUUCUUACAAGUCUCAUAACAAGUAGAAGGUAGAUAGGAUAUGAGACAUUGCUGACAAUAUUAGGAAAACAUAAAUAAUGCUAACAAAUGUGAAAACUAGAAAAUAGCUUUUAUUAAAUAAAAGGUUCUAAAGGAAUUUUGAACAGACUUAUAGCCCAGGAAAUAAUGGACAGGAUAAAGACCUACAACUAAUGAAUGCACUGGGCUUGGGAAAUUUAAACGGCUAAUUGUAACUAAGCAUGUAGAAGGAAACAAUAAAUCUUCAUCUGUUCUGUCCUGUAAAAGAAGAUGGAAAGCUUCCUUGCCAUCUUAUGAGGUCAGGAUGACAACUGACUACACAAACCACUUAAGUUAAACAAUAUAAACAUAAAGGGACACUUAAAAGCAGGUUGAUUCAUUAACUCUACGUGUGCAUCAAAAUUAAUUCAUCAUGGAUAAAUAUAAUUUAUAUUAAGGACUCAAGAAUUUAAAAGCUAAAUAACAUAUGUAAAAUUUAAUCAAAUGUUAAAAAAACAUUUUUUGUGAAGGAAUGAAAGCAUCCUCGAUGAAAAAAUCAUAAAGAUGCAUUAUAAAAGCAACUCCACAGAUACAAGUCUGACCUAGGUUCUACUGGCAAUACUAGAGCGCUUGCUGGGUAUUGGAGAUCUUGGCCAUUAAUAGCAAUACAAUACUUAGGGCAGUUUAAGUGUAAAAAUUAUGGAGCAUAAAGUAUUAUAGAAGAGUGAAGACUUUGAAAGUGGAAGAAUCGUCCAAUUCACAAGAGAUUGAAGAAAAAAAAACCCUAGUUCUGUAUUAUUGCUAAUUAGCUUAGAAAUAACACAAUAUUUGACUUCUUGGUGGAGGCUUAAUUCUAUAUUUUAGAAUUUACUCUCAACUUUUGAAACAAGAGGUUUUUCUUAGAUUUUGGUAGGGAGUGCGAGUUAAAUGUAAACCCUGGUGAGGAGUACUUUUAAUCCAAAAUAAUUUUUCGUUCUAUUCUUGAGAAAGAGAAUAGCACUCACAAAACGCAAGGUGGCGCUGCAGGCUAAAAAGAGGAAAGGGACAGACCGGGAACGGGGAGGGAUGCACAAAGGACUAGACUUCCGAUAAAGCCAUAGGAAAUGAUAUAGCUAACGGUAGCAAGCCCUGGGAGAAGGCACCUCUGUCUUUUCACAGGAAUUGCUAGUAUCCAGGUCAUUCCUAAGGAUUCUAGCUGCAGGCAUUCCAGGGAGCUGCCUGAAGCUAACUGGAAGGAAUUUGGGGUUUUAUUUUGAAAGUCUUGGAAAGAAUGGAGACCAAAUUGGAGCAAGCCGUGCAGAAAAGGCAAGUACUGUUUCUUUGUGUAUUUCUGGGAGCGUCUUGGGCUAGCGCCGAACAGCUUCAGUAUUCUGUGGCAGAGGAAACCGAGAGAGGCACUUUUCUAGCCAAUCUAGCAAAGGAUUUGGGGUUGGGGCUGGGGGAACUGUCAGCCCGGGAAGCUAGAAUUGUUUCAGAUCAGAACACACGGUUUUUACUGUUCAGUCCGCUGACUGGAGAAUUAAUUCUAAAUGAGAAGCUGGACCGAGAGGAACUGUGCGGCCCCACAGAAUCCUGUGUGCUGCCCUUCCAGUUGCUGUUGGAAAAACCAUUUCAGAUAUAUCGUGCUGCAUUAAAUGUCAAAGACAUAAAUGAUAAUUCUCCAGUAUUUCUAGACAAAGAAAUACCCUUGAAAAUAUCAGAAAGUACCACUCCAGGGGCGACGUUUCUCUUGGAGAGGGCACAGGAUUCCGAUGUGGGAACGAACAGCCUGAGUAACUACACCAUCAGCCCCAAUGAUUAUUUCCACAUUCACGUUCAUGACGGAGGGGAAGGGACUAUAUUUCCUGAGCUGGUACUGGAUAAAAUGCUGGACCGGGAAGAAAUACCAGAAUUCACUUUAACUCUCACAGCCUUAGAUGGUGGCUCUCCACCCAGAUCUGGGACAGCCUUGGUGCAAAUUUUGGUGUUGGACAUAAAUGACAACUCCCCUCAAUUCGUGCAGUCACUUUACAAAGUUCAGUCACCUGAAAACACCCCUGUUGGCUCCUUGGUUGUCGCUGUGUCUGCCAGGGACUUAGACACAGGAAGUUACGGACAAAUAGCCUACACAUUUUUUUAUGCCACUGAAAGAAUUCUCCAAACGUUUCAAAUCAAUUCUACAUCUGGCGAACUUUAUCUUAAACGCGAACUCAACUAUGAAGCAAUUCAAACUUACUCGAUAACUAUUCAGGCCAGAGAUGGUGGUGGGCUUUCGGGGAAGUGUACUGUGGUUGUAGAGGUAAUGGACGUGAAUGAUAACCCACCUGAGUUUCUCUUGUCCUCACUUAAUAGCCCAAUUCCCGAAAAUUCACCAGAGACAGUUGUUGCUGUUUUUAGAAUUAGAGACAGAGAUUCAGGGAACAAUGGGAAAACCAUGUGCUCCAUUGCAAAUGAUCUCCCUUUCGUCCUGAAGCCAUCUGUGGAAAAUUUCUAUACUCUAGUGACAGAGAAGCCUUUAGAUAGAGAAUCAAACACUGAAUACAACAUCACAAUAUCGGUCACCGACCUGGGCACACCCAGGCUCACAACCCAGCACAUUAUAACAGUGCAUGUCUCUGACAUCAACGACAAUGCCCCCGCCUUCGCCCAAACCUCCUACACCAUGUUCGUCCGCGAGAACAACAGUCCCGCCCUGCACAUAGGCACCAUCAGUGCCACAGACUCAGACUCAGGCUCCAAUGCCCACAUCACCUACUCGCUGCUGCCACCCCAGGACCACCAGCUGGUCCUCAACUCGCUCAUCUCCAUCAACGCUGACAAUGGACAGCUGUUCGCGCUCAGGGCACUGGACUACGAGGCCCUGCAGACCUUCGAGUUCCACGUGGGCGCCACAGAUGGAGGCUCACCAGCGCUCAGCAGCCAGGUUCUGGUGCGCGUGGUGGUGCUGGAUGACAAUGACAAUGAGCCCUUCGUGCUCUACCCAAUGCAGAACGCCUCUGCUCCCUGCACAGAGCUGCUGCCCAGGGCAGCAGAGCCGGGAUACCUGGUCACCAAGGUGGUGGCAGUGGACCGCGAUUCUGGCCAGAAUGCCUGGCUGUCAUUUCAGUUGCUUAAGGCCACGGAGCCCGGGUUGUUUAGCGUGUGGGCACACAAUGGCGAGGUGCGCACCACCAGGCUGCUGAGCGAACGUGAUGCGCUCAAGCACAAGCUGCUGCUGCUGGUCAAGGACAAUGGAGAGCCUCCGCGCUCUGCCAGUGUCACAUUGCACGUGUUGCUGGUCGAUGGCUUCUCUCAGCCCUUCCUGACUCUGCCAGAGGUGGCGCACGACCCGGCACAAGAAGAUGAUGAGCUAACACUGUACCUGGUCAUUGCCUUGGCGUCUGUGUCUUCUCUCUUCCUGGUGUCUGUGCUGCUGUUCGUUGGAGUGAGACUCUGCAGGAGGGCCAGGGCGGCCUCUCCAGGCGUCUGCUUUGUGCCUGAGGAACACUUUCCUGGCCACCUGGUGGAUGUCAGCGGUGCAGGGACCCUGUCCCAGAACUACCAGUAUGAGGUGUGUCUGGCUGGAGGAUCAGGGAUAACCAGUGAAUUUAAGUUCCUAAGUCCAAUUGCCCCUAACUUCCUAACUGAAAGCACAGGGAGAGAAGACGCUGUACCACCAAGAACAAUGGAGGCCAGCAGGAAGCUCAUUUGCAGUCAAAGGCAAGUCCUUUUUUCCUUUCUCCUAUUAGGCUUCUCUCUAACGACUGCAGGGGAACUGAGGCGCUAUUCUGUGGUGGAGGAAAAGGAGGGUAGAUCCUUUGUAACCAAUUUAGUAAAAGACCUAGGUCUUGGGCAGCUGGAACUCUCCAGGAGGGGAGCUAAGGUCAUUUCUAAAGGUAACAAACUACAUUUUCAGCUGGAUCAGGAGACAGGGGAUUUGUUGUUAAAUGAGAAAGUGGACAGGGAAGAACUGUGUGGGCACACAGAGCCAUGCUUGCUAAGCUUCCAAGUGUUGCUAGACAAUCCCUUGGAUAUUUUUCAAGCUGAGUUAGAAGUCACAGACAUAAAUGACCACUCUCCAGAAUUCCUGGACAAAGAAAUCAUGCUAAAGAUAUCAGAAAGCAGUCUUCCUGGAGCUACAUUUCCUCUGAAGAAUGCUCAGGACAUGGAUGUAGGCCAAAAUGGUAUUGACAACUAUCUGGUCAGUUCCAAUUCCUAUUUUCAUGUGCUCACACAGAAACGCAGUGAUGGCAAGAAAUAUCCUGAACUGGUACUAGACAGAGCACUGGAUAGAGAGGAGGAAGCCGAGAUCAGGUUAACCCUCACAGCGCAGGAUGGUGGCUCUCCACCUAGGUCUGGAGCCACUGAAGUCCACAUUGAAGUCCUGGACAUCAAUGAUAAUGCCCCUCAAUUUGAGCAGCUUUUUUACAGAGUGCAAAUCCCUGAGGAUAGUCCGAUAGGCUUUCUGAUCGUCACUGUCUCUGCGACAGACAAGGACAUUGGAGUCAACGGAGAGAUCUCCUAUUCACUUUUCCAGGUUUCAGAUGAUAUUAGCAAAACAUUUUCAAUCCACCCCUUGACAGGGGAAGUGCGAUUGAAAGAACACCUUGAUUUUGAAAAGACUCAGUCCUAUGAAUUCAAUAUUGAAGCAAGAGACGCUGGGACCUUUUCUGGAAAAUGCACGAUUCUGAUCCAAGUCAUGGACGUGAAUGACCAUGCUCCAGAGAUUAUCCUGUCUGCAUUUACCAACUCCAUCCUUGAGAAUUUACCAGAAACUAUGGUUGCAGUUUUUAGCGUUUCUGAUCUAGAUUCAGGAGAAAAUGGGAAAAUAAGUUGUUCCAUUCAGGACGAUCUACCCUUCUUCCUAAAGCCUUCUGGGGAAAACUUUUAUACGCUAUUAUCACAAAAACCACUGGACAGAGAGACUACAGCAGAAUACAACAUCACCAUUACUGUCGCAGACAUGGGGAGUCCCAUCCUGAAAACACAAGUCAACUUAACAGUGCAGGUCUCUGACAUCAACGACAACGCCCCCAUCUUCACCCAAACCUCCUAUACCAUGUUCGUCCGCGAGAACAAUAGCCCUGCCCUGCACAUAGGCACCAUCAGUGCCACAGACUCAGACUCAGGCUCCAAUGCCCACAUCACCUACUCGCUGCUGCUGCCACACGACCACCAGCUGGCCCUCAACUCUCUCAUCUCCAUCAAUGCUGACAAUGGGCAGCUGUUUGCACUCAGGGCUUUGGACUAUGAGGCACUGCAGGCCUUCGAGUUCCAUGUUGGCGCCACAGACCAAGGCUCACCCGCGCUCAGCAGCCAAGCUCUGGUGCACGUGGUGGUGCUGGACGACAAUGACAAUAAGCCCUUCGUGCUCUACCCAAUGCAGAACGCCUCUGCUCCCUACACUGAGCUGUUGCCCAGGGCAGCAGAGCCCGGAUACUUGGUCACCAAGGUGGUGGCUGUGGACCGCGAUUCUGGUCAGAAUGCCUGGCUGUCAUUCCAGCUGCUCAAGGCUACGGAGCCAGGGCUGUUCACCGUGUGGGCUCACAAUGGCGAGGUACGCACCACUAGACUGCUGAGCGAACGUGAUGCACCCAAGCACAGGCUAUUGCUUCUGGUCAAGGACAAUGGAGAGCCUCCACGCUCUGCCAGUGUCACAUUACAGGUGCUGGUGGUGGAUGGCUUCUCUCAGCCCUACCUGCCUUUGCCAGAGGUGGCGCGCGAUUCUGAGCAUGAGGACAGUGAGCUCACAUUGUACCUGGUCAUAGCCUUGGCUACUGUAUCUUCUCUCUUCCUGGUGUCUGUGCUGCUGUUUGUGGGGUUGAGGCUGUGCAGGAGGGGCAGGGAGGUCUCUCUGGGUGGCUGCUCUGUGCCCGAGGGACACUUUCCUGGCCACCUGGUAGAUGUCAGUGGCGCGGGGACCCUGUCUCAGAGCUACCAAUAUGAGGUGUGUCUUACCGGAGACUCUGGGACUGGUGAGUUCAAAUAUCUGAAACCAAUUUUAGCUAAUUUUCAAGACCAUUCUCUUAGACCAGAAAUGGGAGAAAAUCCCAACUCUAGGAAUGACUGGGGUUUUGGUAUUCAGUUAAAAUAACUGCUUUUCAUUAUGUGUAAUGGUUUUUGUCAGAAACUCAAACUACUUUUUGUGCUGUGCCCAUCUUGAACAUUUAAAUCAUGCUAUUCUCUUCGUGGUUGUAGAAAAGUAUCUCAGCCUUUUUCAGACUGGAAAAUUAAAUGUUCUAAUCUUGUUUUUCUAAUUUGUCACUAGUUACAUAAAUCUUUGUUCUGGGAUGGCUUGGAAGUGUACAAGAGAAAAAAAUGGGAAAUCAAUUCAGCCCAAUCAGAUGGAAUUCAGUAUGUGUUCUCUCACUCUUGUUAACCACUGAACACACACCACAUAGAUUUGUUCAAACACAAUGAGGUCUAAUCAUAUGGGAGAAAGAGGGGUGUGCUGAGGGGUCUGCCUUUUGCUUUGUUUGGCCUCUACUGGACUGUCUUUGUUGAUGCUUUCUCUUAAAAACCUUACAUAGCUGCAUGGCUCCUCAUUAGCCUGAUCUUAGUUUUCAUAUCACUAUUUUAAACUGCUUUCUAUUCUGUUUGUUUCCUUGCUUGCUUGCUUGCUUGCUUGCUUGCUUGCUUGCUUUUUGGUUGGUGUUGAGGUUUCAGAAAGCUGUCCCUUAUUUAUCUGUUAAGUUGAAAGCAUGAUGGUAACACUGAGUUUUCACAUCUUUUAAAUAUUUGCCAGUCAGAGAAACUGCAUCAGCCAAUGUUUACUUUUUCCUUCUUUGUUGUCAUUCCACAUUUCUCUCUUGCCAGUCCUUUGCUUAGUUAAAAGAAUACAUUUUCAUUGUCUUUUUUGGCAAAUAGAGCAGGGCAUGUGGCUAGCUUAGAGUGCGAUGUAAAAUGUGGUACCUUCCACAGCUCUUCAGUUGAGGAUAAACUCCGGGGACCUAUGCAUGCCAAGUAAGGACUGUAUCUCUGAUCUAUCACUGUAAACAUCCACGAACACUUGCAAAGGGAGAUGUCUCACCUGGAAAGGGAUUUCACCUUUGUUUAUGCUAUGUUCUCCCUGGGACGUUCCUGGUAUGAUGCGUGCACAAAUACCCAUGCUGGUUCUGUGAUGGGAGUGAUGGAAUGAUCGUAACUGAGAUGGUCCCUGGCAACUCAGGAGUUCUCAUAUUGUUCCCUGGGUUGCCAAUUUCUAAGCCUUUUUUAAAAAUUAGAAAUAAAGGAAGUCCUAUGUCAUUAUUUUAGCUUUUAUGCUAUGGUCAGUUCUUAUGCUAUGGAUUCUAUUUGUGUGUUGGGUAUGUGUGCCUGUUGGUGCAUGUGUGCUUGCAGAUGCCCUUGCGCUUCUGUAUGUUGAGGUCAGAAGUUGGUGUCUACCUUCAUUGCUCAAUUAUCUAGACUAGUCGGAGAGUUCUGUGGAAACAUUGACUAACUGUUCAUGAUUCUGGGCAACAAAAGGAAAAGUCUGAGAUACAAUCCUAGUUACCUGAUUCUAUUGACCCAAUUCUUAGUAAUAUGCUAUACUGACAGGCAUAUACAGUAGCAUUAUUUUCCUGUGAAAUCUGUUUGUCCCGUUCCAUGAAUAAAAUGACCAUGUGUAAAUGUAAUCUUUAGCUCAUAGUUUAUAUUUAUUUCUAUAGCAGUGACCACACUUCUUAGAAAAUAACCCGAAAUGCUCACAAAAUCAAUGACCUAAGUAAAAUUGGAUA